AUGGAAGUUAUGCGAAAAGAGCUUUUUGAUGUAUUGCUUGAACAAGCUGUGAUCGCCUCUCAGACUGCCGUGAAGAUUAUCGCUAAAUGCGACGAGAUAAACAAGGUAGUUCUAAGCUCAUCGGCCGACGAGGAUUUCCUGAAAAGUAAUGGCAACUUACGCCCAAAUCUCCAGUACUCUCUGGGCGGAGGACCGUCCUGGUGCUAUACGUCGAUCGUCAAGCCCGAAUCUAUGCACAUUGCAUUCCCUCGAUUGCUUGUUAAGGCUGUCCGUGGUUAUCUCACGACUUUUCUUCCAUCCGAAGGAUCGACGGAUGGACUGAUCAGAGUGAUGGUGAUGUUCGACCAGAGCCUCCUUCAAUCCCUAUUCGGCUGUCCAGAAAGCGACACAAUGGCUGCUGGUGAGCAACUCUCAGGUCGGAUUUGA
Messenger RNA from Penicillium brevicompactum, 426 nucleotides. RefSeq lists its product as uncharacterized. Lineage: Eukaryota; Fungi; Ascomycota; Eurotiomycetes; Eurotiales; Aspergillaceae. The transcript has 2 exons. The coding region runs from base 1 to 426 and encodes 141 amino acids. The record is from RefSeq and is a predicted model, not a curated record.